This is a messenger RNA of Cyprinodon tularosa, 514 nucleotides long. RefSeq names its product regulator of G-protein signaling 3-like. The transcript has 7 exons. The coding region runs from base 26 to 514 and encodes 162 amino acids. The record is from RefSeq and is a predicted model, not a curated record. Gene Ontology annotation, cellular component: plasma membrane; nucleus. NCBI's taxonomy places the organism in Eukaryota, Metazoa, Chordata, Actinopteri, Cyprinodontiformes, Cyprinodontidae. Gene Ontology annotation, biological process: signal transduction.
AAGAAGCGCACUGCCUCUGUCCAAGAUGACUUGUCAAUAUCAGAAGCCUCCAGAUCAGUCUUCUAAAACGUCUUCUUUUGCCAUCAGUACAUAUGGUCAGCUCAAGCUGUCCGUCUUCAAGAAGCAUGAAAUCCUUGUUGUCAGUGUUUUGGAGGCCAGAGACAUGCUGAGUGAAUGCCAAGGGCCCUGUAACUCCUAUGUUAAGAUUGGUAUGUUUCCCAGCAGUGACCCUGGAGAAAGGCAGAAGACCCUGAUGGUCCCUCAAUGUAGAAACCCUGUCUAUUUGCAGACCUUUCACUUUGCAAUCAGGGAAGGAGACCUUCAUAAGAGACUGCUAUUUACAGUUUGGAACUCCGACUUAACGUCAAGAGCCACGGUGAGAAAGGAACUGGGCAGCACAAUUCUAGAUAUGCUGGAGGUUUUGCAGGCUCUUGCCAGGGAUCCAGACAAUGAGGAUAUUACACUAGCCCAACCUAGAGGAGAUGAAGGCAUGGAUCAACUUCUCAGCAUCUGA